ACUAAAACGCGUACCGUAAUCAACAAUUAUACCCUAUUUCAACAAUAUUUUCGUUUUCAUAUGCGAUCCGCAAUACGUAUCAACCCAUUUUCAGAUCCCCAUGGCAAUCAAAGUAAAUUCGAAUCAGAGAGGUAAUAACGUGCUAGAUUAUCUUAAUCAGGUGAAAUGGUACUAUGAAGAUGGUCUCACCACAGAUUUUGAGAUAGAAAAUUUCAUUUCUGUUCUUUUUCUUUCUUUACGCUUUCAUUUGUGUAAACCAGAGUAUAUAAUUGCCCGUUUGAACAACUUGAAGGAAUACAGGACAAGUAUCUUACUGAUAUACAUAGACAUGCACAACUACGAAGAGCACAUGUCCGAGUUCGUGCAGUUUGACUGCCAAAUUUUUCUUUGUUUUAGCAACGAUGAGGCGGCCAUGUAUUUGGCAGCCAUAGAUGUGAACGCCCACAGAUCAACAGAAAUAAUUAAACACAGGUACAGUUUUGAUCUGCACGAAAGGAAGAUCGAGUUUCUGGCUAAAAUACCAAAAAUUAACAAAAAGGAUGCUGCCGCGCUGCUGGAGGGCAAGACGUGUCUGAAAGCACUUUUUGAUGAUCCAGAUUACAAGGCAUUGAACAAUGCCAGGCUGAGCACCAAAAAAAAACAGAGCGUGGAAGAGUACAUGGAAAUGAGGUUUACCAACAAUACCUAAGCAGAUACUGCAGCGGGUGUAAUUGAAACAGCAAGUAAACUUAUUAUUUGGAUGGGACGGUCUAUAUCUAACAAACCGAGGAAUAAAUCGCGGCAGAUGCUAUACGCAGAGUUAGUAUGCUUACAAACCUGUAGCCUGCUCUAAAUAUGAAAUUUGGUCAAAAAUGAAGUAAAAAC
Molecule: messenger RNA, 864 nt
Organism: Vavraia culicis subsp. floridensis
Lineage: Eukaryota; Fungi; Microsporidia; Pleistophoridae
Product: DNA repair protein rad10
Exons: 1
Coding region: 101-688 (195 amino acids)
Biological process (GO): nucleotide-excision repair; UV-damage excision repair; mitotic recombination
Cellular component (GO): ERCC4-ERCC1 complex; nucleotide-excision repair factor 1 complex; nucleus
Molecular function (GO): single-stranded DNA binding; damaged DNA binding
Source: RefSeq, a predicted model, not a curated record